Molecule: messenger RNA, 3172 nt
Organism: Anopheles funestus (African malaria mosquito)
Lineage: Eukaryota; Metazoa; Arthropoda; Insecta; Diptera; Culicidae
Gene: Pdp
Product: pyruvate dehydrogenase [acetyl-transferring]-phosphatase 1, mitochondrial
Exons: 3
Coding region: 1584-2990 (468 amino acids)
Biological process (GO): protein dephosphorylation
Molecular function (GO): cation binding; protein serine/threonine phosphatase activity
Source: RefSeq, a predicted model, not a curated record
AAUAGGAUUUAUUGCCGCAUAUCUUACCGCGGGUCAUAUCGCUACGAACCGUUUAUCUACUCCAGUACGACGGGGGAUCAAUUUAUCUAACGCACCAUGAAUGAUAAAGGUCAGCAUUGUCUCGCAAACAGUCAACAGCAAUGAUCGAUACGACAAAAACACGGCAAAACAAGUUGCUUAUUUGCACAAACUACACAAAUCGCUUUAAAGCGUCCAAAAAAGGGAAGUUCCCAGCUGGUGUCAUCAAUCACGAUCCAACCAACCCGAUCAGAUCAUCUUCCAAAUGAAGAAUCUACGAAGGUCAUCGAAGUGGGUUCUGUUUGCACUGCUUCUUCAUGUCAUUCUCAUCGCCUCCAAGCACCAGAGAGAACACCGAUUCCGAUUACGACAACAGAACUAAUAUUCUCCACAGGAUUGCCACAUGUUCCGUUGUUUCCUAGUGUUCCGGCAACCAUUGUGUACUCUCCUUUUUUAUACCCGUAAUUCAAUUAUCACGCCAAUCAAGCUACGGAUUCUAUCGCCAUUCUGCAGCAAAACCCAAAUAACGAGCGGCUUAUUAUCUCACUCCAGCUAAACGAUUCAUCAAUGUUUGUACAGAGCCUUCACGCUAAUGGCGCAAAGCCGUGAUUUUCAUUCAUAGUACCCCGGGGGAGCAACUCAUCCAAUAUUGAGUUUUGUAUCCUACUAUCUGCACUUUUUACCGCAGUACUGAUCUUUGCAAAGCUUUACACACACAGCGAGGCCAUGACAUGCGAAUUUUGCGGUGAGCAAGGAUCGCUCGAGCAAAUGUCGAGAUAUAUUCACCUCGCGGUAGUUUAGUGCGGUAUAAUCCAAAUUAAUGUCCGGGAUCGGUUUUAAAGUUCUUUUUAACAGACCAGUUAUAACUGGACGAUACUUGAAAAUACUGCGAAAGGCAAAACUGCAACAUCCGGGUCCUGUGGCGCCGAUCUGAUGUCCGGGAUGAAUUUAAAAGUUUGAAAGCUCGCUUUAAAAUGAAGGAGGUUUUUUUUAUUUAAUGUUUUGUUAGUAUAAAUAUGCUGAACGAUAUUCGACUUCCGCGAAUUUCUCCGGAAUAGGUUAAACAACCGAUCGUUAAUAAGUUCUUCAGUCAAACUUAAAAAGUAAUUUAAUAAAAACUUAAAUUAGAUGUUUGAAAACAUAUAUUUUGAAAAACAAUUUCGCCUAUUAUCGCCCUCUGCCGGCAAUCUUGCAUUCGAGCGAAAAUUCAAACCGAGCGAAACCAAAGCGAAAAGUAAAUGUCAAACCGAAGCGCACGUUUGUUUACGUUCUGUACCGAUUACGUUUUUCUCAUUUUGGUGUGCCAUUUCAUCGCGAACGAAUGUGGAAAGCAAAACACAGACGUACGGGGGCCGGAACAUAAUUAGGGCCAUUAAGCUACAAUAAACUAUUUUUAUACCACGGCCAUUCGAAACGUUUUUCGUGAUAAGCAAGCAGUGAUUCGUAAGCAGUUUGUUUCUGUGCGCGGUACAAAUGUAAGCAGAAAGUUAGUGAAUUUCGUAUCCGAAUCUUCCAACCGAACAAGAAGAAGAGCAGCAACCGAGCUGUAAUUCCUUCCAGCCAAAAUGUCGAACUGGUCGCCAAAAAUCCUCGCCAUCCGGAUUCGCUCGUUGGCGACAACGUUCAGCCGGAGCUAUCACCGUGCCAGUGCACUCCACCGUCCGACCGGACCACCGAAACUUUCGCCAUACGAUGUAAACUGUAUACUGCGCGCGAACGAACACACGCAAGAAUUUUUCGGUGGAUCCGUUAAAAGCUACGACUCGAAUCAGCUCGCAUCCAACUCACCAAUUGAAGAUUCACGGAGUGAAGCGAGCUGCGUGCAUACGUCCGGUUUGCUGGUGGGGAUAUUUGAUGGCCAUGGUGGACCGGCCUGUUCGCAGGUGAUAAGCAAGCGGCUGAUGCGCUACAUUGCUGCCUCGCUCGUGCCACCGGAUGAUCUCCGCCAGCAUAUGCUCGGCGGUGCGCAGAGCUUUUCCUUCCUGAGCUGCCACAAUGAUAAGCUUGAAUUCGUGAGCGAAAUCAAGGAACUGUACGAGAAAAGCUUCAACCAGUUCGCGAACGAGCUUACCAACACUACGCUGGCCGGGUUUCAGAUGCAUCAAACGCUGGAGAAUGCUUUUAUCCGGCUCGAUCAAGACCUGUCCCGUGAGGCGAUCGAAAUGCCCAGCCUGCGGACGAUGUCGGUAGCGAUGAGUGGUGCGGUGGCGCUGGUGGCACACAUUGACGGGCCCCAUCUUCACGUAGCAUCCGUUGGUGAUUGUUCGGCCGUGCUCGGCACUGUCACCGAUACCGGCCAGUGGGUUGCGAAGAAGCUAACCAACGAACACAACUCCGACAACGUUGGGGAGGUUCGUCGUCUGCUCAGCGAACAUCCCGCCACGGAGCGGGACACGGUGAUUCGUGGCGAACGUUUACUCGGUCAAUUAGCGCCGCUACGUGCAAUGGGCGAUUUUCGCUACAAGUGGACACGCGAGCAGCUUGAACAGCUCGUUGUGCCACAGUUCGGGGAGCAAGUAAUGGCGCCAUACUACCUCACGCCACCGUACCUGAGCGCGUGUCCGGAAAUCACGCACCACAUCCUAACGCCCCGCGACAAGUUUCUGAUCAUCGCCAGCGAUGGGCUGUGGGAUACGAUGAGCGCGAUGCAGACGGUCCAUCUCGUCGGUGAGCAUAUGUACGGGAAGGCGUUCCUGCAACCGCUCACCCUACCGAAGCAGGACAUUACGCUGGGCGAAAUUAGCCAAAUGUUGAGCACUCGAAAGGCCGGUUUGCAGAAGAAACCGCUCGAUCGCAAUGCGGCGACCCAUCUCAUCCGGAAUGCGCUCGGUGGAACCGAGUACGGUGUGGAGCACUCGAAACUAUCGCACAUGCUAUCGCUGCCCCAGGACAUCGUCAGGUUGUUCCGGGAUGAUAUUACAAUAACGGUCGUGUACUUCGACUCGGAAUACCUUCGCAACUGUCCCACAUGAUGGCGGGACGGUGAUUGUGCCGAUCGUGCGGAAACUGCUUCACAGGAAACGAACCAACCGGAAAGCAUUUAACACACCACGAUGAUGAUGGCGCACGUUUAGAAGCGAAUCCGCUCAAUGUCGAGCCGGAUUCAUUUCCUUCCUAUAAAAGGCUGGCCUUUUUUUCGAUGUCCUAACGCUCA